Messenger RNA from Limulus polyphemus (Atlantic horseshoe crab), 4011 nucleotides. Its product is annotated as chaoptin-like. The coding region runs from base 1 to 4011 and encodes 1336 amino acids. Lineage: Eukaryota; Metazoa; Arthropoda; Merostomata; Xiphosura; Limulidae. The transcript is spliced from 2 exons. Gene Ontology annotation, molecular function: protein binding. The record is from RefSeq and is a predicted model, not a curated record.
AUGAAGAUGUUUGGAAUUUUGAUGGUGCUGUUCGCUACCAGUGUGGUUGAGGGUCAAGAGACACUCCACUGUGAGGAUAUGAUCAGAAAUGCUCGCCUCCCCUGUAUCUGCACUAUAGAUUUAGAAAAUGGAACUUCCAUCAACUGUGAUGAGGUAUUCUUUUUUGGGGAUUUUCCGAUUCUUCCAUAUCGUCAUCGUAUUCACAGUUUUAGUCAGCGCCACGCUGGGCUACAGAAUCUAGAGGCUCAGCUCUUCACCGCUAGUGAUGUUCCUCUCAAGGUAGUUGAUUUCUCCCACAAUCUUCUUCGGCGACUCACAGAGAGAGUGUUUGAUGGAAUUGAAAAUACAGUGGAAGAAAUAUAUUUGAGUCAUAAUCUCUUUGGAGAUCAGCUUAACCCAAUCUUUUCUACAAAUGAACUUCAAGGACUGCCACAACUUCGUGUUCUCGACUUAUCGGCGAACCACCUACGUGAUUUGAACAGUGAUAUUUUCAGAGGAUUGGACAAAUUGGAGGAGCUUAACCUCGGACAAAAUGAGCUCUUCACAAUUCCAGCAUCUAGUCUUCAAGGCCUUCUUGCUCUGAAAACAAUAUUUCUUCAAGAAAAUGGAAUAAAACAACUACCACAAAGAUCUUUUCCAAACCUGCCAACAAUGAAGCUGUUGAAUCUUACAGGAAAUGAUAUCAGUUAUAUACAGGAUGGAGCCUUUGUCACACUGUCUGGUCUAGAAACUCUUCUUCUUAGUAGUAACAGGUUGGAUUCCUUACCCUCAGAAGCAUUUGUGAGGCUUGAUAAACUCCAUACAUUAGAUCUUUCCGAUAACUACUUUACCCUUGUUCCUCUAAGAUCUUUGAUGAAACUCGUAAGGCUAAAAAAACUUAUUCUACAUUCCAAUAACAUUCAUUCCUUAGAAGGGACCCCUCUCGCUGAAAUGGCUACUUUGGAGUUUUUGGAUUUACGUCGAAAUGGAAUUAUCGGAAUUUCAGCAAACACAUUUGUCGGAUUACCAAACAUGAAAGAUUUAUUAUUAGACAUCAACAUAGUAAGGAGAUUAGAUGAAAGCAUCUUCAGUGGGCUAGAAAAGUUAGAAAGACUUUCUUUAAACGAUAACCAAAUCCUUGCAUAUCCAGCUACAACCAUAAGUAGUCUGAAAUAUCUAAAGAAAUUUAAUCUUGAUUAUAACAGAAUAGCUGUUUUAUCACCAAAUAUACUUAGAACUUCAGCUAAACUAGAAGAACUUUCUCUUGCUUUUAACCUUAUUAAGGAAAUUCCUGAUAAUCUUUUUGAAAACUUUGAAGCUCUUCGCCUACUAAACGUACACGGUAACAAGAUAGAAGUGUUUAAUAACAAUAAAAUAGUUGGUAUUCAGCAAAGUUUAUGGGUUCUUGACCUCGGAUACAACGACAUAAACCAGUUUCCAAAGUUGAAUCUACCAAAACUUUUCAUUUUAAGUAUGGCCAGAAAUAAAUUAUCAGCACUAGUGCCAGAUGCUUUUGAAAUGCUUCAAGAUCUUAGAUAUCUUAACCUUAGCCGAAAUCAAAUAGCUAAAAUACCAAAAACUGCUUUUCAAAAACUUUUAUAUCUUGAAAAUCUGGACUUGCAUGAGAACUUACUAACGGAAAUUUCUCUAGAUGUUUUUAAGAAUCUGUCGUUGAAAGUGCUUGAUCUUAGCAGAAACCAACUGCGAGAACUGCAGCAAAAAUCCUUCCAAAAAUUAUUAAAACUCGAGAGGUUAGAUCUCAGCAUGAACAGACUGGCCCUCGUCCAAAAUGGAGCUUUUGACGAACUAGAUAAUCUUAAGUUCUUAAAUCUCAGGCAAAAUAUUCUGAGCUCUUUUAAAGGGGAUGUUUUUACAACAAGAACAGGGUUAGAAACAUUGGAUCUCAGUCACAACCAUAUCACAUAUCUGUAUCCCAACUCCUUCACCAUCCAUUACAAACUCAAGAAUGUAGAUCUAAGUUUUAACAGACUGACAUUCUUCCCAAGUGAAAUUCUAAAAGCUGUCCAAACCUUAGCCCAUAUUAGUCUCCAGGGAAAUAAUCUCCAGUCUCUGGAUAAUGCAGAUUUUGCCAAUAUGCCAAACUUGAAACUUCUGGAGCUCCAGAAUAAUGCAAUAAGUGAUAUUCAAGACAAUACUUUCCAGAACUCAACUCAAUUGCACAGGAUUUACUUACAAAACAAUCAAAUUUCUUCUCUACCAGAACUUGCCUUUCGAGGUAUAAGUCAUCUAAACCUGGAUCUCAGCAAUAACAGUCUAAGUAAAUUAUCUCCAGAGAUUUUUAAUAGAAUGAAUGUCUUUUCAUUGGAAAGUAUUAAUUUGGCAAGAAAUAAAUUUACAGAAUUUCCAAACCUUGGUCUAAAACGACAGUAUUCUUUUCUUGAGAAAUUAGAUUUAUCUCAUAACAAAAUUAGCAACCUUCCCUCAAAUGAUGAUGUGUUAGUAAACGUAAAGAACAUAGACCUCUCACAUAACCCUUUAACAGCAGAUGCACAUAGAGUACUUCUAGGAGAACCAAAAAGCAUGAGAGAGCUCAACAUAGCCUACACAAAGCUUGAAACUCUUCCAGAAUUAGAAAGUCCUUUUUUAAGAACCCUAAAUCUCUCAGGAAACAUAAUAAAAAGGAUUGAUGGUAAUGUCUUUCAGAAGACAAACCUGUUGCAAUGUUUAGAUUUAUCAAAAAAUCAGAUUCCAAACUUGAGUAUAAGCCUUGCGACUGUUUGGUCCAAAAUUACAGGUUUAGAAAAACUUGAUAUCUCAAACAAUCCGAUACUCUACAUUGUUAAAGGAGACUUUGAUCCUUUAACAAGUCUUAAAUACCUCAUGAUCAAUGAUUUACAUGAGCUCACUCUUUUCGAAUGUGAAAGUUUAAAAAAACUUACUCUUCUGAAAGUUGUACGAUUUUACGGAUACCCAUCGUUACUAAAUCUAGCUAUUAAUGAUUGCUUAAAGUAUGCAGUUGGGCUUCAAAGUGUUUCAGUAGAUAUUACUGAGCCUCAACUUCAAUCACAGCUACAACUAGUUUACAGCCCCAGGCUACGCGAGGUGGAUGUUCGGGGUAGGAAACUGAGAAGUAUAUCUUCAAGUGCUUUUGCUGGCAUUCGGAGUCCUAAAAUUGAUAUUAAACUUCGAGAAACCACCAUAAACGAUAUUUCAACUGCUAUAUUUCUACCUCUUCCAAUAUCCACUGAUAUUGCACUUGAUGUGAAAAACAACAAAAUUAGUAGCCUUAGUCCACAAUUUCUGGGAACACUGGACAACAAACAAAGGGAUAUAUCAUUGGUAGGUCUAAAUUUUAAUCCAAUCAUAUGUGACUGUAAUGCUCUACCUCUCUGGCGAUGGAUUCAAAAGAAAAUCGGUUCUAUGGAGAAAAGGUUUUAUGAACUCACUAAAUUGGAGUGUUUUGGUCCUCCUCAUCUAGCAAAACAAAUGUUACAAGAUCUUCAGGCUAAUAGCUUUGUUUGUGGAGAGCAACCAAUCACAAUCCAAACGUCAACGAUUACAGCCUCUUCCCCAACUACUCAGGCAACUAUCCAGCAUCGUGAAAAUGACAUCAUCUUUGAACCUCGGCGCACAACCUCACGGCCUACACGUAAAUCACCUUCUGCUAGUGGAAGCAGAAGUGCUCUUACUAAAGUGGACACUAUGAUCAUUGCUAUUGUGGCAGGAGUAGUAGCUUUUGUCUGUAUAUUGAUCAUAAUCAUCUGUGUGAUUCGGUUACGUCGAGCAAGACCUCAUUAUACUGCAGGACCUCUUGCGGGACCUUUAGCACUACGGGCACAAGGCAAGUGCACCUGUCUCAAACCACCAACUAACUUAUGUAACUGUUAUGCUCCAUAUCCUAUUCCACUCUCGUACAUUCCUACAGGCCUUCCUCAUGCGCUUCCAAUGCGACCGAGGAUUUUGUCUUUGCCUGCUCCCCCAAUGUCUGGAAGUACCCUUGGCAGAGCAGUUCCUCUUAAAAGUCCACCUUACUAUGUUACCUAUCCAGAAAGUGAUAAUGAAAAUAGGUAA